AUGGAAUAUGAUUUCGAGAGGUUGGCCGCUAGAAACACCAGUUUCAAGGACACGACGACUUCUACCUUUGAAGUGUUAAAGACUCUUACGCCUCUGUCUUAUAUCUACAGCGACAAGAUUACCGACCAACAAAAGGACAACCACCACCUUUACGCCACCGAAAUGUCUGUCCACCGAGCUAUUCGCAAGGUCUUCCUUGCUGUUGAGCAAUCCGAGGGUGCUGGUGCUCGCGUUCGUCGAUCAAUUGGUACUCCUCAGCUGCGCAACUUUUCUCCUUUCCUGAUGCUUGAUCACUUCUCUGUCAAGCCUGGCGCUGGAUUCCCCGAUCACCCUCAUCGUGGUCAAGAGACCAUUACUUACCUUCUUGAGGGUGGUAUGGACCAUGAGGAUUUUGCUGGUAACCGAGGCACCCUCUCCGCUGGAGAUCUUCAGUUUAUGACUGCUGGAAAAGGUAUCGUGCAUGCAGAGAUGCCCCAGCAAAAUGCCGACGGCAGCGCCAACAUUGGUCUUCAACUCUGGGUCGAUCUCCCCAAGGAGCUCAAGGCCUGCGAGCCUCGCUACCGUGAUCUCAAGGCUCCAGAGAUCCCAAUCGCCAAGAUUGACGACGACAAGGUCACUGUCAAGGUCAUCUCUGGCCAGAGCCACGGCAUCGACUCAGUCAAGGAUCUCGCCUACACACCCGUCUGGUUCCUCGAUAUUGAGAUCCAGCCCGGUGGCAAGAUCACCCAGCCUCUUCCCCCCAACUGGAACGCCUUUGCCUACACCCUCGAGGGACAGGUCAUUGUUGGCAAUGAUGACCAGAAGCGUGUUGUCGAGCAGUACCACAACAUUGUUUUCGAGCCUGAAGGCGAUGUUGUUCACUUUGAGGUUGACGCCGGCGCUACCAAGUCCGCUCGAGUAGCUAUCAUCGCUGGUACUCCCCUGGAUCAACCCGUGAUCCAGUACGGUCCUUUCGUCCUUACUUCCAAGGAGGACGUUGCCAAGGCUCUGUUUGACUACCAGACACACUCCAACGGUUUCGAGCGUGCUGAGGACUGGCAGAGCGAGAUUGGAAAGUCCAUGGUGGGCUAA
This is a messenger RNA of Fusarium graminearum PH-1, 1071 nucleotides long. RefSeq names its product pirin. The coding region runs from base 1 to 1071 and encodes 356 amino acids. The transcript is spliced from 3 exons. The record is from RefSeq and is a predicted model, not a curated record. NCBI's taxonomy places the organism in Eukaryota, Fungi, Ascomycota, Sordariomycetes, Hypocreales, Nectriaceae.